CUCCGAGUACACAAGACUGAUAAGAGAGGAGAGGACUGCGCGGAUACAUUUCGCAAUCUAUCUCUCGCUCGCAACACUCGGUUUCCGGGUCCGCCUCCCUCGCUCGCCCAACGAGCGGCCCGGAGGGACCUCGCAGGAUCCGCCCCACCGGCCAUGGCAGCGACCGCCAGGCUGAAUCUUCUCCUGCGGCACCUACACCCCGACCUUAAAGCCUCUCCCACAUCAGCAGAAGUAACUUCGCAUUCUUUUCCUGGAAAGCUCCGCUACAUUUUGGAAAACCCUCAUCUCAUCCCUGAGCAGAGGCAGUUUUAUGAGGAAAACGGAUUCCUUCUUGUUAAGAAGUUGGUUUCUGAUGAAAACCUGGAAACGUUUCGAGAGGAGUUUGAAAGGAUCUGUCAGAAGGAAGUUGUGGUCCCUGGAUUAACAGUGAUGAGAGAUGUAGUCAUUUCGAAAUCUGAGUAUGUUCCAGAUCACCAGGCUGUUUCCAAGAUCCAAGAUUUCCAAAACAAUGAAAUCCUUUUUAGGUACUGCUGCCUACCAGAGAUCUUAAAAUAUGUGGAGUGCUUCACUGGUCCCAACAUCAUGGCAAUGCACACCAUGCUGAUCAACAAGCCUCCUGACUCGGGAAAGAAGACUUCGCGGCAUCCGUUGCACCAGGAUCUGCAUUACUUUCCAUUCCGGCCUGCGGCCCAGAUCGUAUGUGCCUGGACUGCCAUGGAGAAGGUGGACCGCAACAACGGCUGCCUUGUGGUGCUGCCGGGGACACACAAGGGCAGCCUGAAGAAACACGUUUACCCCGAUUGGCCGGGUGGCGUCAAUAAGAUGUAUCAUGGCAUCCACGAUUAUGACCCCAGUCAUCCCCGGCUUCACCUGGAAAUGGAGAAGGGUGACACUGUGUUCUUUCACCCUCUACUCAUCCAUGGAUCGGGAACCAAUCAGACUCGUGGCUUCCGAAAGGCAAUUUCCUGCCACUUUGCCAGUGCAGAUUGCAGUUACAUUAACGUGAAGGGUACCAGCCAGGAGAAUAUCGAGGAAGAGGUUCUUGAAAUAGGAAAGAAGAAGUACAACCUUGACAAGGAUGUGUCUUUGGCGGACGUCUGGUGUUUCAAAUCGCGUCUUGUACAAGGAGAGAGAACCAAUUUGUGAAAUCGUCCUGACCUGAGUAACCACUAGAGGACGCUGUGCUUGUGCGCCACGCACCAUGACAGAUUAAUUAAUUUUCUUCUGCAAAUGAUAAUGUUCACUGCACUUUCAAUAUACUCUGCAUGUUUAAGAACCGCCUUCAAGAGUUAAUUCCUAUAAUUGUAGAGUAACACACACAAAGUGCUGGAGGAACUCAGCAGGUCAGACAGCAUCCAUGGAUGGGCAGCAACUCAACAUUUCGAGUUGAGACCCUUCUUCAGGAUAAAGACUCGGCCCAGAAGGUCAACUGUUUGUUCCUUUCGAAAGAUGCUGUCUGACCUGCUGAGUUCCGCCAGCAUCUUGUGUGUGUUACUCCAGAUUUACAGCAUUUUCAGGAUCUCUUGUGUCAAUAUUUGUAGCAUCAUUUACAAUCCAAAGGUACAGUAAAACUCCAAUAAUCCAGCAGGGUUGGGACAUUGGUGUCAGACUGACCGGUUUUCUCAACUAUUUGUAAAACACCCCAGAAUACUUUCAGUUCACUUUUAAGAUUUGCAUUGAAUUAUAAAUAUUUGCGAGUGGAGGCCCGAUGUCUGUCAAUCAGCUAGUUCGUGCUGGAGACAGUAGAUUGGCAGCCUGCCCUGGGGUUGGAGGCCUGACUCUGUGUGAGUGAGUGGAUGGUGUAUGGAUGGGAGAAAGGAAAGCAGUUUUUUUCCCUGUCACUGAUUAAAGAUUAGCUUUUAUUUGUCACUUGUACAUCGAAACAUACAGUGAAAUGCGUCGUUUGUGCCAAAUCAAAUCAGCGAGAAUUGUGCUGGGCAGCCCGAAGUUGUCAGCAUGCUUGUGACGCCAACAUAGCAUGGCCACAGCCUAAUCCGUCUGUCUUUGUAAUGUGGGAGGAAACCAGAGCACCUGGAGGAAACCCACGCAGUCACAGGGAGAACGUACAAACUCCUUACAGACAGCGGUGUGAAUUGAACACCAAUCAGUGAUUGUUGGAAAGUGAUUCCACUAACCACUACACUGCACUGCAUUUGAUCCAUUGCUAUCGCUGCAUGUCUUGUUCUGUUGAACAUUGUGGGCAGGCUAUGUUGGCACCGGAACACAGCACAUCCUUAGGUUGUGUUAGUUAUUAACGCAAAGGAUGCAUUUCAAUGUACAUAUGAUAAAUAAAUGAGUCUCAAAUUUCCAACAAAUUGAAUUUAAAGGGAGUACAGCCAAUGUGGUCCUGGUGAGUUUGAAAUGAGUGCAGGAACCAAGGCUCCAGUAACCAUUUGCUGAACCAGCCAUAUCCUAUCCACGGUCAUAUAGCGGAUUAUCGGAGUUCUACUGCACUCGGUCGGAUGUUCUUUAAGUUGGCUUUAGUUCAGCUGAUUGCACACUAUCACCAAUUUUAAUUGCACUUGUGUUGAUGGAUUUUAAUCCUUAAUUAUAUUGUGUUUUACAUUUUCUGUUCCACGUUAAUUUAAUACUGUUCAGUUUAGAAUAGUUUGAAAUGAUUCUUGCAGUGUAGCAUGUGAUCUUCCGCUGAAUGAUCAUAUAUAAAUGCCUUUGAAUCAA
Molecule: messenger RNA, 2679 nt
Organism: Mobula hypostoma (lesser devil ray)
Lineage: Eukaryota; Metazoa; Chordata; Chondrichthyes; Myliobatiformes; Myliobatidae
Gene: phyh
Product: phytanoyl-CoA 2-hydroxylase
Exons: 9
Coding region: 154-1146 (330 amino acids)
Biological process (GO): fatty acid alpha-oxidation
Molecular function (GO): phytanoyl-CoA dioxygenase activity
Source: RefSeq, a predicted model, not a curated record